Adineta steineri is the source of this 2154-nucleotide messenger RNA. Lineage: Eukaryota; Metazoa; Rotifera; Eurotatoria; Adinetida; Adinetidae. The record is from the annotation of a GenBank genome assembly.
AUGAUAAUCAGCUCUUCUGAAAUAAAUAGUACUGCUACUUCAUAUGGGACUACAACAAUAGUGACAAGUUCUUCUGCAUUAAAUGAUCCUGCUACUUCAUAUCAAUAUCUAAGAGUAAUGACCAGUUCUUCUGUAUUAAACAAUAAUGCUACUUUAUAUUGGGAUCUAUCAAUAACGGAAAUUUCUUCUGAAUUAAAUUAUAUUCCUUAUUUAUAUUGGAACCUAAUGCUAAGGACAAAUUCUUCUGAAAUAAAUAAUACUACUACUACUUCAUAUUGGAAUUCAACACUAACGACAAGUUCUACUGUAAUGAAUAAUACUACUGCUUCUAUUAUCGUUACACCAACUACUACUGCUCCUUCUUAUAAUCCUGACACUUGUAAUAGUGACUUACAAGUAGCAUUACCCAAUGGUUCUUGUGUAUUCAAAGAAUUGGGCUUAGACUUCGCACUCAAUAUACUGAAUACAUCUGCUAAUGCAACUGACAAAGCCAACGCUCUGAUUUUAUAUUUUAGCUCAAUUGAAAACACAAAUACAACAAAUAUAUUAGGAGUGGAUCAAAUCGAUAGAUAUCUUAGUAGUCUUGAUAUUAAUUUAGAUAUUACAUCAAACUCAUCAUUCAUCAUGGCAAAAUCACCACAUCAACCAGCUGAUAGAAUCAUUUUAGGUGCUUCAUUUACACGUGGUACGGGUGGAAAAAUAAUCGAUACACAAAAUUUCAAUCGACGUAUAAGCUCAGAAUUAUCAGCUGCAGCUACUGUUAGUAAUGAAUCUUUAUCUGAUGUUCAAUCAUUGAAUAUGAUUAUUAUUGAUAAUCCUUCAGCAUAUAUAAAUAUUGAUAAUUCAACGGAUAAGAAACUCGUUUCAUCAAUUAUUAUCGCCAAUGUACAAAGAAAUAAUAUAUCAACUAGUGCUAUGAAUAUUUCAUUAUAUUUUCGGAAUGUAUUGAAACCUGAACUUGAUGUGAAUGACAAUUACAUUUGUUCGUUUUAUGAUGUAAAUACAUUUAAAUGGAAUGAUUCUGGUUGUUCACAAGCUCAGUAUAAUAAAAAUUUAAAUCGAUAUGAAUGUAGUUGUAACCAUUUUACUUCAUUUGCUCUUAUUUGGUUACCAAAACAAUCACUCACAUCAUAUCUCAAUUCUCAAGAUAUUGCAUCACUUGUAUUUCAAUCAAUCUCAAUCAUCUGUUUCUUACUAAUUAUUAUUCAUGCCAUGUUUAGAACAAUUCGAAUUCCAUUAAAUACUUUUCAAAUGUAUACUCUACUUCCAUUGAUAUCUAGUGCUACUACAACUAUUCUUUUCAUCUUUUAUAUUGCACUUUCGAUGACAGUUUAUACACAAACAUCAUCUUCUCAUCAAACAAAUUGUUUUACAAGUUCAACUGUACUUAUGUUCUUCACCUAUUUCUUUUUGAUCUUUAUGUUUUGUGUGAAAACAAGUGUUGGAUAUUUUAAUUAUCUUCGAUUUGUUCAUUUAUUUCCUCAACCAUCACAUCGAAAACUAUUUAUAAUGCUUUUCAUUUCAUUCCUUAUUUCUCUAAUAUGGAUGGCAUUUGCAGUUGGAUUUUAUUCUGAUUCAUCAUUAGAUAUUAUAAAACUAUAUCCAUAUAAACUAUGCUGGUUUACAAGUGAUAUGAUAUAUUAUUUUUUGAGUAUACCUGCAUGUUUAUUUCUCUUCAUUAAUAUAAUACUAUUUAUUAUUGUUGGUAGUCACAUAAUAAAUCAUGUUCGAAAUGCAACAUCCGUUCAUCAGUCAUACGAAAGAAUGAAACGAUGUGUGGUAGUUUUACUUUCAUCAUGUAUAACUCAAGGAAUUGGUUGGUUGUUUGGUGUAUUUAUUUCAUUUGUAAAUAGUGAAAGUGGAUAUAUAUUGGGAUGGUUUUUCGUAGUAUUUAAUGGACUGGAAGGUCUCUGGUCGAUUAUUUUAUACAUGAUAAUACGAUCACAACAGAUGGAUGAACAGAAACGUAUUACUGCUUAUAAAAAGCUUACAGAAUCAACACCAAUUUCAACUGUGAAAAGUAAAGAAAAUUAUCUUAAUGACAGCGUAUCAAAACGAUCAAAAAAGACUAAUACAAACUCACGAAAAAAAUCGCAUAUUUUCAAUAGAUCAUAUAAUAUUAAAGGAAUUGAUGGAAUUAGUAGUGAAUGCUAA